AAACCAAGCCUUACCCUAUGGAAAUGCCAUCUGGGUGAGAGAAUUACCUGCAAGUAGAGCUGAAAACCCCCACUUUGAGCUCAGCCACCAGCAAUUUUCUCGUUGGGACACAAAAGUUCAGCGAUCAGCUUCGGGACUGUCACAAAUUCUUCCACGCGUCAAGAAAACCCACAAAGCAUGGAGCAGAAAGGAAACAUCCGAAGGAAAAACUGGGGAUUUGAUGUCUCAUUCAUUUGGAGAGGGAUAUGCGACGAGGUCAGAUGAAGAAGGAUUUGGAGGGAUUUACGGAGGGAACCAGAGUAAAUCCGAAAUACAAACGGACAAGGAGAUCAACGAAAAUCAUCCAGCUUAUGACAAGAGCCAGGGGAGUGAAGUGAAGGAGAAGGAGAAAGCCAGGCACCAAACUCACGCAUCGAAUUAAUUGGGGAACAUAGAGAAUUUGAUGUUUAAUAACAUCUAUUUGCCAAUUAUUUUCUCUUUCGACUGCUA
Molecule: messenger RNA, 489 nt
Organism: Durio zibethinus
Lineage: Eukaryota; Viridiplantae; Streptophyta; Magnoliopsida; Malvales; Malvaceae
Source: RefSeq, a predicted model, not a curated record